UUUUUGUAUUCGAACGAAAGGAAGGAUGCAGUCGCAGCCGAUGCACUCCCAGCAAGACAAUGACCCGGACGCGUUCUCGUAUGCGUUCGUGGAACAGGAUGAAGAAGACGACUACCUGAAGGGAGGUGAUGGGAAUGUCGACAUGGACCACAUCCACAUGCAACAGAUGCAGCUGCAGAUGGAUCAGUUGAGCAGCACGCUCAUGGGCAACUUGGACCUCGAGGACGACUUUGAAGGCGGACACGGCAUGGACAACGUUCCCGUGCAACUUCCCUCGCAUGCGUGUGCGUACUGUGGCCUGCACGACCCCGCUAGCGUCGUCAAAUGUGUGUCGACGGACAAGUGGUUUUGCAACUCGCGCGGCAACACGAGCGGGAGUCACAUCGUGCAGCAUUUGGUGCGUUCGAAGAACAAGGAAGUAAGCUUGCACCCGGACUCCCCUCUUGGGGAAACCAUCCUCGAGUGCUACAACUGCGGCUGCCGCAAUGCGUUCCUCUUGGGCUUUAUCCCUGCGAAACAAGACUCCGUCGUCGUGUUGCUGUGUCGUGACCCGUGUCUGCAAAUGAACGCGCUCAAAGACAUGAGUUGGGACAUGACCCAGUGGUUGCCUCUCAUCGACGACCGCAGCUUCCUCCCAUGGCUCGUCAAGGUGCCCACGGAACACGAACAGUUGCGCACGCGGCAGAUCACGUCGUCCCAGAUCGCCAAGCUCGAAGAAGUAUGGCGAGACCAUCCACAAGCAACACUCGAAGAUUUAGACCGACCAGGCGUCGACGACGAGCCCAACUCGGUGCAGGAGCACUACGACGACGGGUACCAGUAUCAAAACAUCUUUGGGCCGCUCGUCAAGAUGGAGUCGGACCACGACAAGAAGAUGAAGGAGUCGCAGACCCAGGACAAUGUGUUUGUGCGGUGGGAUAUUGGUCUAAAUAAGAAGAAGAACGCGAUCUUUACGAGUAACCGCCCGGACGCCGACUUCCGCCUCGUACCCGGCGACGAGAUCCGGCUCCGGCUCGGCGGCGGAUCGGCCAUGGUGUACGGCAAGGAUUGGGAGGGCACGGGCCACGUGCUCCGCCUCGACGAGUCGGAAGUGACGCUUGAAAUGCGCAACUCCCAUGUUCCCGUGGAGAUCACGGACGGGUACUGCGUCGACUUUGUGUGGAAAGCCACGUCGUUUGACCGGAUGCAGAGCGCCAUGAAAACAUUUGCCGUCGACGACACGUCGCUCACGGGGUACUUGUACCACAAGUUACUCGGCCACGAAGUCGAAAUGCAAACGUUUCGCACCAAAGGCCACGCGGCGACGGGGCUGUCGGUGCCGGGGCUGCCGGAGCUGAAUCCGUCGCAGCUGCUCGCGGUCAAGGGGGUGCUCCAGCAGCCGCUCAGUUUGAUCCAAGGGCCCCCUGGGACUGGCAAGACGGUGACGUCGGCGUCGAUCGUGUACCAUCUGGUCAAGCAAAACAACGGCCAAGUGCUGGUGACAGCCCCGAGUAACAUUGCCGUGGAUCACUUGACGGAGAAAAUCGCGUCGACGGGGCUCAAGGUCGUGCGGCUCGCCGCCAAGAGCCGCGAGGCUGUCACGUCCAUCGUGGAGCAUCUGACGCUGCACACGAUGAUCAAGUCGCUCGUGUCACCAGACAAGGCGGACCUGCGCAAGUUGAUGCAGCUCAAGGAAGAUCAGGGAGAACUGUCGUCGCAGGAUGAAAAGCGGUUCAAAUCCCUCAAACGCAACGCCGAACGCGAGAUCUUGCAGGCCGCGGACGUGAUUUGCACCACUUGUGUCGGUGCUGGCGACCCGCGGCUGUCCAACUUUCGCUUUCGCCAAGUGCUCAUCGACGAAGCCACCCAGGCCACCGAGCCAGAGUGUUUGAUCCCGAUCGUGCAAGGCGCCAAGCAUGUGGUCAUGGUGGGCGAUCACAUGCAGCUCGGGCCUGUCGUGAUGAACAAAAAGGCGGCCAAAGCGGGUCUGAACCAGUCGUUGUUUGAUCGGCUCAUUCGGCUGCAGCAUCGUCCGUUCCGCCUUCGCGUACAGUAUCGCAUGCACCCCUGUUUGUCCGAGUUUCCUUCCAAUAUGUUUUACGAAGGGGAGCUGCAAAAUGGCGUGAGCACGAGCGACCGCAUUUUGAAACACGUGGCGUUUCCGUGGCCGAAUCCGCAAAAGCCGACUUUUUUCUACAUUUGCUUGGGCACGGAAGAGAUUAGUUCGUCAGGAACGUCCUACUUGAACCGUACGGAAGCAAGCAACUGCGAAAAAGUAGUCACACAUUUCCUCAAGGCCGGCGUGUUGCCGUCUCAAAUUGGUGUGAUCACGCCGUACGAAGGGCAGCGGGCGUACAUUGUCAACUUUAUGCAGCGCAACGGGCCGAUGCGGUCGCAGCUGUACAAGGACGUGGAGGUGGCGUCGGUGGAUUCGUUCCAGGGACGAGAAAAGGACUUGAUCAUCCUCAGCUGCGUCCGAAGCAACGAGCACCAGGGCAUUGGGUUCCUAAGCGACCAGCGGCGCCUCAAUGUAGCGCUCACGCGAGCCAAGUACGGCGUCAUCCUGCUCGGCAACCCGCGCGUGCUGGCCAAGCAGGAGCUCUGGAACGACCUGCUCAACCACUACCGCGACCAGUCGCUUGUGGUCGAAGGGUCCCUUAACAACCUGCAGCCGAGCUUUAUGCACUUUCCACGCGUGGACAAGCGGACGGACCGCGGCGGUGGCGGCAGUCGCUCGCGCCAUCAGGACUUCCAGCCGCCGCGAAGCCAAACGUUUGGACGACAGGAUCCGCUCCCGCCGUUGGAUUCGCGCUUUGAUCCGCGCUACGACGGCGGAUUGUUUCCGCCAUCGUCGUCGAUUGGCAAGAUGCCGCCGCCGCGAGGGGGGCCAGGGGCCUAUCAGCCCAACGUUGCGAUGGGGCCGUUGACCCAACUGGAGGAGGCAAACCACCACCAUGCUUUGCAUCUUGGUGGGCUGGACAUCGGCGCGGACGGACCGUUCACGCAGGCGGCGGCAGCCACGCAAUCGUUUUCGCAGUUUUCCAUGGGCGUGGGGCCGGCGGGGGGGAUGUCGCAAGAUCCAUUCCAAUACGACUACAAGUCGCAAACGAUGUCACAGGAUAUUUCUUCGGCCAAGUCGACGACGCUGACCGGUGGGUUUUACUGAGCAGCGGCCCACCAACGAACUAGCCACUGGGGGGAGGUCGGGGAAGGGGGGUCGAAGGAAGCGACCGGUCGGUCAGUUGAGCGAGGUACCCGGCGCGGCAGACACGGGUGGUGUGUGUCGUGAACAUUUUGGCCUUCCCUUUCGCGUACGACGACCGAUAACGGGACCCGGAGGUCGGCUAACUUUGUAAUCAUGCAUUCAACAACAAUGGGCUUUUACGCUGUUCAAGAGCGUCAUGCACGAAUAAUCAUUACGUUAGCGGUUUUAUGACCAAUCAUUGGAUUUGUGUGAAAUUUGAACCAAUCAAAAGAGUAGAAUCUGG
Molecule: messenger RNA, 3467 nt
Organism: Aphanomyces astaci
Lineage: Eukaryota; Oomycota; Saprolegniomycetes; Saprolegniales; Verrucalvaceae
Exons: 8
Coding region: 26-3145 (1039 amino acids)
Biological process (GO): nuclear-transcribed mRNA catabolic process, nonsense-mediated decay
Cellular component (GO): cytoplasm
Molecular function (GO): ATP hydrolysis activity; ATP binding; zinc ion binding
Source: RefSeq, a predicted model, not a curated record